AUGGCUAUGCAGAUCGAUCGGGAGGCGGUUCCAGGAACGGAACAACUCAUUGACGUAAACCACAAGUUGCAGAACAGCGAUCAUGUUGAACAAUCUGACAUCGUUCUCAUUCCGCAGCCAACCAGCUGCGGAAGCGACCCACUCACAUGGUCGAAGCGAAAGAAGUACUACCAGCUGCUCCUCGUCGCCCUUUACGCUUGCGCCUUUUCCUUCGGUGAAAACACUCUUGGAGCGGCUUGGACUACUGUUAGUAGAGACACAGGCGUCUCUUUGACAAACAUGAACGGCGGUAGCGCUUUGAAUUAUCUCUUACUGGGCUUCGUCAACAUUUGGUGGAUGCCCAUUGCCAACAUCCUAGGCCGGAAGCUAGUCUUCCUUGCAACAACAUGUCUCUGUCUCGCCACCGGCUUUUGGCUCGCUGCCAUUGAGGGAACAGUCCAAUGGAUGCUCAACAUGAUCGUAAACGGAAUCGGGACAUCUGCGUAUCAAGCCAUCAUUCAACUUACUAUCUUCGACAUGUUCUUUGUUCAUGAGCGUGGUCGCAUGCUCUCGGUUUAUCUCUUUGCUCAGCAGCUUGGCUCUAUCCUAGGUCUUAUCUCUGGUGGCAGCAUGUCCGAUACCGUCGGAUGGAGAUGGUCACAGAACAUAGUUGGCUUCAUCUUUGCGUUUGUAUUGAUCGCCUUCACCUUUUCUUUCGAGGAGACACUAUUCCCUCGUUUCCUAUUUGCUGGAUUGCAGUCGGCCCCUCUUCCCUCUCACAAGGAUGAAGAGACAGCGGAGAAAUCUACUGUGGGAAAGAAGCUGGAGCUCAGGGCAGUUCCGAGUCAGGCAAACGGUAUUGUCGAUGAGUUUCCCAGGCGAUCUUACAGGCAGAUCUUGAAGCCGUGGGUGAGGUAUCCUCAGAACAAAACAACUUUCUGGCAAUACUUCCGCCGUCCUUUCUUUCUCUGGGGCUUUCCCAACGUCGUCAUCGCCGCGUUCAUCUAUGCCUUCGGGGCCACUGCCGGUAUUGUUUCCUUCAACACCAUCUCCGAGAUCCUGACGGAACCGCCCUACAACUUCAGUACCACCAAUACCGGUCUUGUAUUCUUCGCCGCUUUGGUGGGAGACAUAAUCGGUUGGAGCAUCGGUGUACUGAGCGACCAAGUUGUUAUUGCUCUGGCGCGACGAAAUGGCGGUGUCAAAGAACCUGAGAUGCGACUCUACACUCUCGUUCCUUGCUUAGUCUUCGCUGCCGUUGGGUACAUGCUCUAUGGUUGGGGUGCCCAGACGGAAGCGCAUUGGAUCACCAUCGCCAUCGGUAUCGGCGCGAUGAUCUCACAUCAGGUGGGAGCUUGCACGAUUGCUACUGCAUAUGCAAUGGACUGUUUCCCUGGAAUAUCUGGAGAGCUAGUCGUUGUACUGGCUAUGUGCUCCUCAAUGGUCAACUUCGCCAUCUCAUACUCUGUUCAGCCAUUCAUUGAAGCCGCUGGCUAUGGUUGGACCAUGACCUGCUUUGGUAUCAUGGUAUUAAUGUCGGUUCUCGCCGCUAUUCCUCUGGUCCUGUUUGGUAAGAGAUGGAGGAUCUCCAAAGGGCCGAGAUACUACAAGUUCUUGGAUGAGGUAGGAGGAUACACCGACUAG
Molecule: messenger RNA, 1623 nt
Organism: Fusarium oxysporum Fo47
Lineage: Eukaryota; Fungi; Ascomycota; Sordariomycetes; Hypocreales; Nectriaceae
Product: major facilitator superfamily domain-containing protein
Exons: 9
Coding region: 1-1623 (540 amino acids)
Biological process (GO): transmembrane transport
Molecular function (GO): transmembrane transporter activity
Source: RefSeq, a predicted model, not a curated record